CUCGAUAAUAAUAGGGCCCAUGGGCCGUCAAUAAGUACUUACGGGCUAUAAAUGAGGGCCCACGUGACAUGGUUUUGGCAUGCUUUGCUCUCCGCACGUCUCCUUGUCGAGAUGAGCUUCCGCGUCUGUCUCGCUUGUCAACCUCAAGACAGGCCCGACAAGAUAUAGACCCUCAGGUUCGCGUCCAGAAGGUGCGCAGACAAAUCUUGAUGUCGCAGUUCGCCCACAGCUAAUGAGUGGUUUCUUGCGGCCUAUGAGAAGGAACGAGUGGCCAAACCAAAUACGAUUUCUCUGGGGCAAAGCAAGACGGUGUCGGCCGUCUUGCCAUGUCGCACACGUGCAUCGUCAGUAUCCACACGGUGAGAGCUGCUCGUCGACGGAGCAAAUUCCUCCGUCCCUGUCAAACCUGUGAGGAAGAAUACACAUGUUCGCAUGGAACAUGUUUCUUGAAUCCUGCUUCGUCCUUCCCAGCCAUCGUUGCUGCCAAUCGAAGAAAGUAAACGGGAACGGGACGACUGCGUCUGCAUGCGUGCAAAUACACACCUACGACGGAACCGCGCCGCCAAACGGUGCGCUUGGCGAAACCGCGCGGCGGCUCGCCCGCUGGUUCACCAGCAUCCCUCGGCCACCGUGUUGUAUAUAGCCCACGCGUCAUGAGCCCCUCGAGUUGAACUGGUGGGGAGGAAGGAAGAGAGAAGACGAGGAACUCGAAAGAAGAUCUAUUUUUUCUUUGAUUCCUGUAAUUAAAACCUUUUCUUCGAUCGGCUCUCUUCUUAAUUACAAGAAGGAAGCGAGAAAAGAGAGCGAAGAAUUUCCAGCUGAAAUGGAGCUCAGCUGCGUCGCUUCUCCCCGUGGCCUCUACGUCUUCCCAUCCACCUCUGCUUCUUCCGGAUGUGGCUUCUGCCGCCGGGAUAGGAGGAAGGUUGCUGGAUGGUCUAGAAGAAUCAAUGCGUCGACGGAGGGAAGCCCCGAGCCGAUCCACACCGCAGGCGCCAACAAGCCACAGCGUAGGGAUUUCCCCACCGGCGGUCCCGCGAUGGACGUGUCCGCGUCGCCGGUAUCUUCGGGUACCACGAGCACCACCGUUGUCGAGCGGAGCCUCGCUGGCGGCGGGGACUACGAUUUCUCAGUCUUGGAGAAGCUGGCCGCCGUCGUCAGGCUUAGCUACGGGAUAGGCAUAUACGGAGCCAUGGCGCUCGCGAGCAAGUUCGUAUGCGCCAUCUCGGGGACGGAUUGGACAGGCGCGUUCCAUCCGUCGCCGGAAGCGAUCGUGAGCGGCCUCUGUUAUGCUGCUCCACCAAUAGUGGCUCUGCUCUUCAUCCUAGAUCGGACAUUGUUACCCCCACAGGACGAGGUCGUGAAGCAUUCACCUCAUGCUCGUGCUAUUAGAGAUGUGGAGGACGAGGAGCUCCAGAACUUCUUCCAUGGCAUGUCACCAUGGCAGCUCAUGCUCAUUGUUACUGCGAGUUCAAUCGGGGAGGAGCUCUUUUAUCGGGUUGCUGUUCAGGGAACAAUGGCUGAUGUGUUCUUGAGGGGCACCGAGCUCAUGAAAGAUGCACAUGGAAUCACAUCUCUGACUGGUGUUCUGCCUCUGUUUGUCCCCUUUGCUCAAGCAUUUGCUGCUGCUAUCACGGCUGCUCUUACAGGGUCAUUGUAUUAUGUUGCUACAGCUGCCGGCGAUCCUAUUUAUGUGGCUGCACCAGUGCUAAGUUCUCCCACUGGCCGUGAAGAUCUCAAGAAGCUUCUUGCGGGUGUUGAUGUUAUGCAGCUUGGUGUGAAAGAAGGCAAAUGAAGAAGAUAUAUUCUCCACUUCUGGAAGCUUUGCUAGCUCUCUACCUUGGAUUCGAAUGGAUUCAGGUGGUACAGCUUCCUCUAUCACAGUGAGCAGCCAUUGCUUCAUAAAUUGUGGACUUACAUGAUCAAUUUGUGAUGCAUGUGUAGACUCGUAAUAUUCUAGCGCCUAUGAUCACACAUGGGAUGUAUUCUGCUGUUUUGCUGGGACAUGGGCUCUGCAGGAUUCAUGAUGGGGAAAGGCAAGUGAAGGUGGAGUCGAAGAACUCCAAUGAACCAAUCGUAGAGCAAA
Musa acuminata AAA Group (dessert banana) is the source of this 2083-nucleotide messenger RNA. RefSeq lists its product as uncharacterized. Lineage: Eukaryota; Viridiplantae; Streptophyta; Magnoliopsida; Zingiberales; Musaceae. Gene Ontology annotation, biological process: CAAX-box protein processing. The transcript has 8 exons. The record is from RefSeq and is a predicted model, not a curated record. Bases 824 to 1792 code for a protein of 322 amino acids. Gene Ontology annotation, cellular component: membrane. Gene Ontology annotation, molecular function: metalloendopeptidase activity.